AUGACGAUUUUGUCCACCUCCCGACGAGUCCUCCGGUACCGCAUCGCCCGGGCUCUGAUUAUAAUCUUCGCAAUAUGGAAUCUGGUCGAAAUACAUCUGAUCCAACACCGAAUUUACGAAGCCGAGUACACUGCCCUCCGACACAGGCCACAGAAGCAAGAACGAAUAUAUAUCGCAAGCAUCAAUUGGAACAAUGAGCUCAUUCUACGCAGCCACUGGAGCAAGGCACUCACACAGCUGGUCUUGAAGCUUGGUCGUGAAAAUGUGUUCAUCAGCAUAUACGAAAGCGGGAGCUACGAUAACACGAAAGGCGCAUUGAGAGAGCUGGACUGGGAACUCGAACAAAUGCGGGAUCUUGCACGGCAGGGUAUCACUUUUGAUAAAAUUCUGUUUCUCAAUGACGUUGUGUUCACGCCGAACGACGUUCUCAAACUUCUAGAUACUAAUGGCGGCGAAUACGCUGCUGCUUGCUCGUUGGAUUUCUCCAAGCCUCCCCAUUACUAUGACACAUUUGCUCUCCGGGAUAGCAAGGGCCAUGAAUCCAUCAUGCAGACGUGGCCCUAUUUCGGCUCUGCGGAAUCACGACAUGCAAUGAAGAAGAUGUCUCCUGUUCCUGUGGCGAGUUGCUGGAAUGGCAUGGUGGCGAUGCCUGCAAGUCCAUUCAUCGCCAGCUCCCCACUUCGUUUCCGAGGUAUCCCAGAUUCGCUAGCGGAGUAUCAUCUUGAAGGCUCCGAGUGCUGUCUCAUCCACACAGAUAACCCACUGUCAGUGGAGAAGGGUGUUUAUUUGAACCCUUUGAGAAGACAUCACAAAGGAAUAGGGGUGUGUUCCGUGGGACCGCCAAUGGCUAUGGAGCUUAUGCUCAGCCAUGACUUUAUCAAAGAGCUCGCACAAGAACUGGAGUUUGAUCAGGGUGCGCACCGGCAUACGGCAGACCUCAACAAUGGUGAUGAUGUUGAGAUCCCCGUAGAUAUAAGCACCAAGUGCCACCUCCGCCUACGCCGUCUCAUGGGGGCUACGGAGAGACAUUGUGGUCGAGAGGGUUGGGGAGAGGAAGAAGAAGAGAAGAGGAAGAAAGGUGGGAGGGGUCCUUUUAUACCCUCAACAACAUGCGUGCCUUCCUAA
Messenger RNA from Penicillium mononematosum, 1125 nucleotides. RefSeq names its product glycosyltransferase family 69 protein. The record is from RefSeq and is a predicted model, not a curated record. NCBI's taxonomy places the organism in Eukaryota, Fungi, Ascomycota, Eurotiomycetes, Eurotiales, Aspergillaceae. The transcript is spliced from 5 exons. The coding region runs from base 1 to 1125 and encodes 374 amino acids.